UACAUGUGUUUGGUGGUAUUAUGACAAGUAAAAUGACAACAGCAAACCAAUAUUUAUUGUCACCGUGUGCGUAAUAGCUAAACUUGCCAUUAGUUUAAACGCAUUUUCUUCAGUGACAGUUUGUACUUUAUCGUGGCCAAAAUCUUAAAAUACAAAUAAAAUCACAAACUCAGAUGCAUUAUCCUGUUGGUUAUAAUCGAUCUCUAAUGAUCGUCUUGUUGGUGACGUACUUCAUACGAGUCGGCAGCGCUACGCCACUGGAAAAAUGGGGAUUCCCCGAGACGGAACCAGGCCCACCUCCGCCGGGAACCUCGUCGACGCCACCGUUCCGGCUGCUGGAGGCCGCGCAGCGGGCGGCCGCAGCACUGGUACGGGACACGGCCCGAGUGUCAGACAAAGUGCUAUGGAGCUUUGGCAAGAUGCUGCUGUCGGCGGGCGAGUCUGUCAACUACGUGUGGGACGCGGCCCUGAACGCCACUGUCCAGCUGCUCAAGGCCGGCGGCGCGGCGUGCGGCUCGGUGGCCGAACGGUUGGCCCACGUCCCGGUGAUCGGGUUCGGCGCGUCCGGCGUCCACGAGGUGGUCGGCGUAGCGGUGAACGCGGUGGCCAGCAACGUGGCCCACGACUCGGUGGUCCGGGGUCAGGCGCUCGCCGCGCUCAACGCCAAGCUGAACGAGAGCGGCGCCCGUCUGCGGCCGGCCGCGGGCGAGACAGGCGCUCCGGCACAAGCGACCACGGCGACUGACCAGCAAGGCCCGGUCUCGUUUUUUCCAAUCGGGUAGCACAGUGCCCAACCUAACACGUAUUAUUCAACAACAUCGAAAGGCCUACGCGCAUGCGUUACAAUAAUAUGUUAUACACGUCAGAUGUCUUUAUCGUGCACGACACACCUAUACUCAACUUCAGUGCUUGACUUGGAAAACAAAAUUCUAGGGCUACUCUAAUCACUUCUGAUUAUUAUCGGAAAAUUGUGUUUCUCAGCACGUACAUAAUUCACAUAUCACCGUCAUAUCAUUACAUUUCAUCGCACGAUACUUCGGGUCACUAAUUACAAAACAGGUACAUACUUUUAACUCAGUUUUAUUUAAAUUGUUUAUACCUACAUGUAGUGGUUCUUAAUAUGUUUUAUUAUAAAUACCUUUAUUCGACUAAUCACAACGACUAACAAAAAUUGUAUUUUGGAAUUGUUUCCCGAGAAACUAUGAAAGGAGUGUUACGUUCUUGCACAUUACCUUACCAAAAUUGUGUACCACGCAAAGCAUUCCACACAACUUGUAGAUAAGGAUUUUUAUACCCUUAGGUAAUGUUAUCAUUGAUACCUGCAAAAUUAAUUUUGGGUACUCGGUCCCGGUAAUUUAUGUAUUUUUUGUACUUUUGGCCGCCUCUCCAUGCCACCCCAAUAUUAAGCCCUGGAUCCGCCACUUCCCCCCCCCCCCCACGACACCAUUCUAAACCAAAUAAAAUUUACGUUUACAUAUUUUACAUUUUUACAAUAAUCAUCACUUUUAUUUUGUUGUAACCAAGCCAGUCAGCUAUAAUUGGUGAUAACGUUAUCCACGCUCUCUGUAAAUAUUUUAAUUAAAAUCGAGUACCAAACAUGAAAAUGAAUAUAUUAUUAUAAAUUGUUAUUGUUAUUUUUAGUAGAUAUAAUAAACAGGAAAAUAUAGUCGAUUAAGUACACAUAAGGUAAUCGUCUUUAAGUUCUAAGAGCAGGGAUAAUUGUUGGGUGUCUACCUAAUAUGUUAUCAGGUUACCAUGUAAACAGGGUAGAUAGAUAAAAAAUAAAAUGGCCAAUCACGAAAAAAUUGACCUUAGUCUGUAAGUCUUAGUCUAUAUAGACCUAUACUAAAAUAUUAUAGAAUGGUGUCCUUCCGUUUCAUAUCUGCACUUUGAAAAUUCACCCAUAUAUUGUUUACAAAAAUUAUAGAUUUAAUUACACAAAUUCUAUCUUGGUGAAAAAUAAUAACUCAACUUGUAUUAUGUUUAUAUUAAAUGUGUAUAAAUAUUAAAUCUAUAAACAAUGGUGGUCAUUAUCGGAUCAAUUGACGCUAAGACCAAUUUUUUCGAAUGAUAUAUAUAAUAUUAAUAUAUAAAACUGUAAGCAGUGGCGUAGACAAGAGGGACGUAGAGGUCAGAUCUCCCCCCCCCUCAUUGGCUUUUUAUUACCUUUGUAAAACGUUUUAAGAGGGUAGGGGAUUUUUCAAUUUUCCCUUCCCAUUUAGCUAUGUCAUUUUCUUUAUUGAUCCCCCCCCCUUUCUGAAACUAUGUCUACGCUACUGACUGUAAGUUAGAAUGCACAUAUUUGAUACCUACAAAUUUUUAACUAGUCUAGUGAAAUAACAAAAUGUAUAUAGUUAUAAUUUUAUGAUCAAAUAAUAUUUAAUACAUACAAUAUUCUAUACGGUGAUUUUUUUAACUAUCUUGAGCAAUAUCAUAAUCUAAGACAGCAGCACAUCCAAAUUUAAUAUUAUUACCUAGUUGCAUUAAAAUGAUCAUUAUGAUUUAUUAUUAUUUAUUAUAAUUUUUUGUUUUAAUUGAUAUUCCUAACUUUUGGAGGUCCUUAGAUUUCUUUUUAGCAACUUGUGGGCUGUGCGAACAAAAAAGUUUGAGAUCUACUUUAAGGUAGGUAUUUUAGUAGGUACGUCAUAAUUUGUAUUAUAUUUUACAGAAAAAGAAAAUAAGAUAAUAAUAUAUUAUAAUGGAUGAGGUACCGAGGUAAUUGUGUAUAUUGUUUUUAUUGUACCUAUAUUAGAAUAAUAAGAAUGUAUACAUUACUAAUCACAAAGUAUAUAUAAAUUACAUGUUAUAUUCCUAUCAACUAUAUUUCUAGUUUCUACCGCCUGAUACAAGGUAUUUUAAAAUUUGUUUGUAUAACUUAUUAUAUUUGUAAUAAUUUAUUUAUUUUAGUAACUAAAAAAUAAAUCAGCUAUUUGUAUGACAUUUUAUUUCUAAAGAGCUGUAUUUUGUAUACCUAGCUAAAUAAAAAAUAAACACUA
Metopolophium dirhodum (rose-grain aphid) is the source of this 2996-nucleotide messenger RNA. RefSeq lists its product as uncharacterized. The coding region runs from base 174 to 782 and encodes 202 amino acids. The transcript has 2 exons. Lineage: Eukaryota; Metazoa; Arthropoda; Insecta; Hemiptera; Aphididae. The record is from RefSeq and is a predicted model, not a curated record.